AUGGAUGAAUUUUUAAAUAGGAUUAAUUACUAUAAUGUUCAACUUGAUAAAGAGCUUUCAAAGUAUCCUCAUAUGAGAAAAUUGGAACAAUAUACUAGUGUUCCGAAAACUUAUCUUGCCGUCGGUGUUGCCGCUUUCCUAUUUUUAAUGAUCUUUUUCAACAUUCUUGGUGAAUUACUUUCUGACAUUAUUGGUUGGCUUUAUCCAGCCUAUGUUUCGUUUAAAGCUAUAGAAAAUAAAAAUUAUGCAAACGAUGCUCAAUUGUUAACUUACUGGUAA
Dentiscutata erythropus is the source of this 279-nucleotide messenger RNA. The record is from the annotation of a GenBank genome assembly. NCBI's taxonomy places the organism in Eukaryota, Fungi, Glomeromycota, Glomeromycetes, Diversisporales, Gigasporaceae.